Uranotaenia lowii is the source of this 698-nucleotide messenger RNA. RefSeq lists its product as uncharacterized. Bases 92 to 655 code for a protein of 187 amino acids. Gene Ontology annotation, cellular component: large ribosomal subunit; mitochondrion. Gene Ontology annotation, molecular function: structural constituent of ribosome. The record is from RefSeq and is a predicted model, not a curated record. Lineage: Eukaryota; Metazoa; Arthropoda; Insecta; Diptera; Culicidae. The transcript is spliced from 3 exons. Gene Ontology annotation, biological process: translation.
UGGCCCCAGCCAACAAACAGCAAAGAAAAAAAAAAAAAAAAAUUUACCGCACUGAUUCAACAUUGCUUUUGAUAGCAUUUUGAAGAAGAUAAUGUUUCGUUCAAUUAUUAAUAACAGUUUCAAACUAAAUAUUAGCGUAAAUGCUAGCGUUCGAAAUUAUGGGAAGCACAACAAAAAAUUUCUUUAUAAAGAUGGUGUUAAGAUGCACAAUAUUAUCUAUUAUCCUAGAGACAAUGGUUCACAUUCGCUUCCAGAAACAGGAGAGCCAUCUAAACUAUUCCGGGUUCGCCGAAUUAAGCCAGUGAAAGGGUGUCCCCAUUGGGAAAAGCGGAUUCUUCGAGAUCUUGGUUUGUACGAGUCUAAUGCUAUUGCUGUAGUUAAGAAUAUCCCGGAGAACAACGCUCGGCUAUGGAAGGUGAAACAUUUGAUCGAAGUGUUGCCGAUCCGAUUCCCUUAUGGUGAGCCAACGAAAGCUGACAUCAAUUACACAUUCUUGAAGGAUAAUGGCGAUUGUGUUGUUGUUAAGGAUGUUACGGAACGCCAAAAGCGAGAGAAUCGUUUCGAAGCAUCUGAGCAGUUCACGAAAACGCCCAAUCGUAUGGAUGGCGAAACACUGAGGAAAGAUUCUCGUCUUAAAUGGCUUAAUCCAUGGUAGCCUGGGCAAUUUGAAUACAUUAAUACAUUACUUGAAGUGAAAA